Messenger RNA from Oncorhynchus masou masou (cherry salmon), 2476 nucleotides. It is a transcript of the gene tdrkh, whose product is annotated as tudor and KH domain containing. The coding region runs from base 84 to 1850 and encodes 588 amino acids. Gene Ontology annotation, biological process: P granule organization; piRNA processing; spermatogenesis. Lineage: Eukaryota; Metazoa; Chordata; Actinopteri; Salmoniformes; Salmonidae. The record is from RefSeq and is a predicted model, not a curated record. The transcript is spliced from 14 exons. Gene Ontology annotation, cellular component: P granule. Gene Ontology annotation, molecular function: RNA binding.
UCUUACCUGUCUGUCAAUUCUCCUGGUUGGUGAACUCAAAAGAGCCCAAAUUCUAGAGGAGUGACAUUGUUUGGGUUGCCAAGAUGGACGUGGGGAACCUGGGGAUCUCUCAGUCCCAGGUGUUUCUCAACUACAGCCCGCGGGCCAUCCUGUCACAGUGGAGUCUCUCCCUGGGCACGCGGCGUGUGAUGGAGGCAGUGCGGGAGGGCCCUAAGAGCACCCUGGGCUCUGGUAAAGUUGUGGCUCUGGCAGCGGGGCUGUCUGUAGGAGCGACUGUGGGAUACAUCGUCUACCGGCAAAUCAAAAGCACCACCUCUCCGCUGGCUAACACCGAGGAGUCCAGGCUGUCAGUACCUCUGGAGGUGUACAGGACUAUUACCAAGUACCAAGCCUCUUUCCUGGACCUGGUGAUGCAGAAGUCCGGUGCCCACGUGAGGGUGCUCUCUGAGUCUUCGCAGGCAGGCGAGGGGGAACAAAGUUCCCAGAAUUCUGUGUGUUUCCUGCUGCAGGGCUCACCUCAGCAGGUGCUGCUGGCCAGGUGUUCCCUGGAAAACCUGGCCGCAGACUGUGAGACCACCACUGACGUCAUGGAGGUUCCCCAGACUGCCUUCGGACGCAUCAUAGGUCGUGGAGGGGAGUCUCUGAAGCUCAUCACCAGGACAACAGGAGCAAGAGUCCUAUGUCCCAGGGAGAGGGGGCGGGGCCUAGAGAAGGGCAUGGUGUCUGUCACAGGGACGAGACUGGAGGUCAGACGGGCCAAGGAGCUCAUCCUGGAGAAGGUAUUUGAGGAUGAGGCUGUAAGGAGGAGGAUUACCCAGUCCUCAGCCCUGCGCCAGAAACGAAGACCCUUCGAGCCCCAGGGUCAAAGGUCUGAGGAACUGAAGCUGGAGGAGGCUCCACAGUCUCUCUGGGUGGAGGAAGGGGGGCUGGUCCAUGCUAACGGUGUCCAGACCACAGUGGGAGCCCUUGCCCAGGCUAGAGGAGAGACCGUACAGCUGGCUGCAGAGGCACGAGAGGAGGACUGUCUUCUGUCGCCUGACUCCCUAUCAGAUGUUUCUAAAUUUGAAAUUCCCAGCCCAGACCUGAGCUUCCAGCCAGAUGAGCACCUGGAGGUGUAUGUAUCGGCGUCAGAGAACCCCCACCACUUCUGGAUCCAGAUCCUGGGGGUCCGCUCCCUCCAGCUGGACAAACUUACUGCUGAGAUGAGCCGCUUCUACAGCAACGGCACCCUGCAGGAGCAGCGAGUGGAGACCAUCGUGGUGGGGGACAUCGUGGCAGCUCCGUACCGGGACUACGGCACCUGGAACAGGGCGAGGGUCCUGGGGGUGAUGGGCUCUGGCCUGGUGGACCUCUACUAUGUCGACUUCGGAGACAAUGGAGAACUACCCAGGGAUAGUCUGCGGAGUAUGAGAAGUGACUUUCUCAGCCUACCAUUCCAGGCCAUCGAGUGCAGCCUAGCUGGAGUCAACCCGGCAGGAGAGGUGUGGAGCGACCAAUCCCUGGAUGACUUUGAGCGCCUGACGUAUGUUGCCGAGUGGAGACCCCUGCUGGCCAAACUGUGCAGCUACACCCACUCUGAGGUCUCCUCUUGGCCAAGUGUACAGCUCUACGACAACAGCGAGGGCAAGGCUGUAGAUCUAGGAGAGGAGAUGGUGAGUCUGGGCCAUGCUGUACCUAGCCAGGAUAAUGGGAACUGGGGUGGCGACAGAGAUGACCCUGGAACACUACAGAGGAUGCUGGAUGAUGUGACUGGAGCCACGUCUGAGCUAAGCCUGUCCUGCAUCAGCUUAUCAGAAGUGGCCUCAAUCUCAGGAAGCGUUGAUGAUGUUCUAGAGGACGAGUUCAUCUGAGACCAAAGAGACAAGUCAACACUGACCAUCCACUCUCUGCAUCAACUCCAUGUUAUGAAGUGGACACCUUCCCACACGCCACCAACCCCCUCCACCAACCCCCUUGUCCUCUUACAUGAAGCCUUACUUGACUCAUGCUGAAUCCCAAAUGAACCAUUAGCCCCAUACUCCUUGGCAUUUUCUGUUGUAUCUGAAACAAUUGGAUGAUGAUUUUUUUUUCAAAACCUCAGCGGGCAAAUUUUGCCACUUACCAUGUGGCCUGAACCAAUCUGAUCACUACUGAUCUGCAGGAAUGGUUAGCAUCUGCAGACUGCAGCAGUUCUCCCAGCCAAUUUCAUUGAACUGUGGUCUUUCCCUGGUACGGGUUGAUUUGGGUUAUGCCUUUCAUGCAGUUAUGCUUUGUGCUGCUAUGUGUUUAUUGUUUAAGUUGCUGAGGAGAAGAGAUGGAGGAAAAAGAAGUCGAAUGCCAGUAUUGUUUAAGAUAAAGCACUGUGAUAGGAGUCGUUCGAUCCCUAUUAGGUGAUUGUGGCUGUUAGAACAAAAUCGAUCUGUAAAUUAAAAUGUAAGCCUCUGUACUAUUGUGUGUUAGUUUUCUGUUGUGAAAAUAAAGAUAUUACACUUAAAUA